Molecule: messenger RNA, 1317 nt
Organism: Asparagus officinalis (garden asparagus)
Lineage: Eukaryota; Viridiplantae; Streptophyta; Magnoliopsida; Asparagales; Asparagaceae
Exons: 6
Coding region: 1-1317 (438 amino acids)
Source: RefSeq, a predicted model, not a curated record
AUGGUAAAUGAUGAAAGGGAUUCAAGGAUCCAACUUAAACGUACAAGGAAAGAAUUUGAGAGGAGAGAGGAUGAUGACAUUAUUAUGGUAGUGGUCAGUUUUAUAGUUGCUGCCAUUGGUGCUUGGUACUAUACAAAGCACAUGUUGAAGGAGAGUUCAAGAACACACGAAGAAGAGGAUGAAAGGACAUACCUUAGAAAGUCUUGGAUUCGAAAUCUUAUUUGCAAUGCAAAUAACUGUGUUGAACAACUAAGGAUGAAUCCUCAAGCGUUUAAGAGGUUAUGUGAUGUUCUAUGUACUAGAGGGGGAUUAGUAGCAUCAAGAAAUGUCACGAUUGAAGAAAUUGUCGCUAUGUUUUUGCAUAUUUUAGCUCAUAAUGUAAAAAAUAGGACAAGCAAGAUAGAUUUUUAUUGUUCAAAUGAAACAAUUAGUCGGCAGUUCCACAAAGUACUUCAAGCAGUCAUGAAGAUAGGAAGCCUCUAUAUUAGACAAGAAUAUACAAAUCCUAAUGAGAGAGACAUAGAGAAGUGGAAAUGGUUUGAGGAUGCUAUCGGGGCACUUGAUGGGACUCAUAUCCAAUUAACUAUUCCUUUGGAAGAUCAAAGUAGAUAUCGAAAUAGAAAAGGAGAGAACAGUACAAAUGUACUUGGUGUUUGUGAUGCCAAUUUGAGAUUUUCAUAUGUGCUACCUGGUUGGGAGGGUUCAACAUCAGAUUCUCGUGUUUUGCGUGAUGCUUUGCGUCGGCCCAAUGGCUUAAACUUCCCUCAAAUGAAUGAAGACGACUUGUUGAAUGAUGUGGAUCGAGAAUUAGAAGAUUCUCCUGUUUUAGAAAUUGAGAAUGUAGAUGAUGAGCGUAUCACCACUGUCAUUGAUCUAUUUGUAUGUUACUUGGUACCAUCAUUAAGUUGUUCUAAGCUGAAGAUGACAAAGAAAGGGAAACAAAUUGCAUCUCAUUCAAGAUCAUAUGUUGUGUGGAAUCGUGAUAUGGACGCAGCUUUAGCCAAUGUGUUGUACGAUCAAAUGAACCAAGGAUUAAAAGUCGAUGGUACUUGGAAGCCUCAAGUGUAUCAAGUUGCGGUUGAUGCAUUAAAAUCAUUUAAUAGCAACUUGAACAAAGAUAACGUGAAAAAUCGACUCAAAAUUUGGAAAACCCAUUAUAAUGUUAUCUAUGACAUUAAAAAUAAAAGUGGUUUGACGUGGUGGGAUGAUGAGAAGAAAAUGGUGAUUAUACCCGCUAGUGAGCAAAAAGUAUGGAACGAUUAUGUUGCGGCUAAUCCAGAUGCAAAAGGCUACCAGAAUCGUUUGAUUAAAAAUUAG